Molecule: messenger RNA, 4233 nt
Organism: Oreochromis aureus
Lineage: Eukaryota; Metazoa; Chordata; Actinopteri; Cichliformes; Cichlidae
Gene: abch1
Product: ATP-binding cassette, sub-family H, member 1
Exons: 21
Coding region: 228-2333 (701 amino acids)
Biological process (GO): transmembrane transport
Cellular component (GO): ATP-binding cassette (ABC) transporter complex; membrane
Molecular function (GO): ATP hydrolysis activity; ATP binding; ABC-type transporter activity
Source: RefSeq, a predicted model, not a curated record
CGCAGCAGCUGGUCGGCUGCAGAGGGCUCGGCUUAUAAAUAGCCCCUCGUUGACUUCUCUUUGACAAUUUUUAUUCGGCAAAUGUGUCUUCCUGAAUUCGGAGAGAUUUAAAUACGGCCGUCAAGCCUGUUUUCUUCCACUUGGUAGUGACGCGAAUUGGCAACAACUUGGCAGGCAAGGUGCUCUUCAUCCCUUCCACAUCUCCUUUUUUCUCUACAUCGUGUCCAAUGCUGAAAGAGGCAAAAAUGAAGGCUGAUCUGGAGGCGCCUCUGCCGGCUGGACAGGAAGACUUUGCGAUCCGGUGUCGAGAUGUGUGCCGAUCGUACGGCAAACUGAAGGUCCUCAACAACCUGAACCUGGCUGUGCCACAGGGACAAAUUUAUGGCCUUUUGGGGCCCAGUGGAUGUGGGAAGACCACACUUCUCAAAUGCAUUGUGGGAACUCUGAAGAUCUCACGAGGUCACAUCACUGUGCUGGGGAAGCCGCCUGCGUUUCCUGGCCACGAUAUUCCAGGGAAGAAAGUCGGAUACAUGCCACAGGAAUUGGCGUUGUACAAUGAGUUCACCAUUAGCGACACUCUGACCUUCUUUGGCCGAAUUCACGGCCUGACAUCUAAGGAAACUCAGGCACGCAUGAACUUUCUCAUUGACUUCCUGGAUCUACCUCAGAAGACCAGCCUGGUCCGAAAUCUUAGUGGGGGUCAGCGGCGAAGGGUGUCCCUCGGAGCAGCUUUGCUGCAGAAUCCAGAGCUUCUCAUCCUGGAUGAACCAACAGUGGGAGUAGACCCUGUGCUCAGAUCCAAGAUCUGGCAUCACCUGGUAGAGAUUGUGAAGACGGGAAAAGUCUCUGUUAUUAUCACCACACACUACAUAGAAGAGGCCAGGCAAGCCAAUGUGGUUGGUCUCAUGCGGCACGGCCGGUUGCUGGCUGAAGGUCCCCCAGAUGCCGUCAUGAAGCAGCACUGUGCAACAACCCUGGAGCAUGCCUUCCUGCAGCUGUGUGAGACGUCAGACCAGGUCGGCUCUAAAUGUGAUUCCAGGUCUCCAGAUGGAACAUUAGAGAAAAGCCAGUCAUUUGAGAGUGGGAAAGAUGAGAGUCAGCCAAUUCUUGGAGUCAGAUCUCCACCUGCAGAAGAAAGCCUCAAAUGUUCAGUGGACUGGAAGGUGCGAGCCAGACAUGUGCUGCCAAAGUGGAGGAACAUCGCAGCCCUGAUGAUCAAAACAUUGGUGCGGAUGAAGAGAAUGCCAGGCUCUUUGUGUUUCCAGUUCCUGCUGCCCGUCAUCCAAAUCUCCCUCAUCUGUCUGUGUGUCGGAGGAGAUCCAAAAGGCAUCCAGGUUGCUAUAGUGAACAAUGAGACCUCCCCCUCUGCUUUCAGCCAAUCCUUCCUCUCCUUCCUGGACAACUCGAGUGUACAGCAGGUAAACUUGUCCCACCAAGAAGCUUUUGAGAGAAUCUAUAAUGGGGAGUACUGGGGUGUAAUCGGCUUUGGCAAGAACUUCACCAGCUACCUGACUAAACGGAUGCUCCAGCGGCAGGUCUCUCAGGAGAUAAUCGAUGGAGGAUCAAUACACGUCUGGCUGGACCAGACGAAUCGGCAAAUUGCCCUCAUGGUGCAGAAGAAACUACAUCAGGCCUUUCAGGCCUUUGUGGAUUAUAAGUUGGGUGGUAUGGCAUAUAUGGUUGCCUUGCCAAUAAAGUUUGAGGAGCCAAUCUACGGCAGCCAAAACACAGACUUUACUACAUUUGUGACCCCUGGAGCUGUGCUCAGUAUCACCUUCUACCUGGCCGUGGGUCUGACGGCACUCUCCUUCGUUCUCGAGAGGAAAGAGGGGCUUUUGGACAGAUGCUGGGUUGCAGGCGUGAGCUCUCUGGAGACGAUGCUGGCUCACCUCUUCUCUCAGCUGUUCGUCAUCAGCGUUCAGAUCAUCCUGCUGCUUCUUAUGAUACUGCUCGUCCUCAAGAACCCUAACGAAGGCUCCUUGGUGCUCGUCAUAAUUCUGAUCGUGCUGCAGGGUGUCACAGGCAUCUCAUUCGGCCUCGUCAUCUCAUCUGCAAUCGACGACGAGCAGAGCGCCAACCAGGCCGCUCUGGGUAUCUUCUACCCCAACCUCAUCCUUAGUGGUAUCAUCUGGCCCGUGGAAUGUAUCCCGUAUCCUCUCCGCUACCUUAGCCUGGUCCUUCCUCAGACCUACGCCUCAGAAGCCCUUCGCUGUAUCAUGUACAGAGGCUGGGGUCUGUCUCGGAUGAUGGUGUGGCGAGGCUUCGCUGUUACCUUGGGCUGGAACACUUUCUUCCUCAUCCUGGCAACAGUCAUCCUGAAGCUGCGGACGUGACAGCCUCACCCCACAGAGCCUCCCUCAGAACGGGGGGGUGGAGCUGUCAGGUGAAGCCCUGAAGUCAACGACUCACUUGGGCCUCCUGCAUGUGGAUGGACUGGGGCAACAGCAAGAGGGAAAAGAGAGGGGAGGGGUUCACUGUGGUUUAAUGGUCUGAUGGGUUGAAUGCAUCAGUCUCUCUCCUCCAAAUUAUGUCUCUCUCUCACACACACUUACAAACAUAGACUCUUGGGGUCCCCUAUCCAGCUGCCUGAUCCUGCAACAGUUGCCUUUGCCUGUUUAAAUGCAGGUGUGAAUUUAGGAUUCUGCACACAGAAAUACACAAGGUAGAAAAUAAACAUGCACAAUAUGUUAUCUAAGUAUCGUGUGUGGUCCUUUAGUUUGUUUCACUUCUUUCUGUAGCUUCUUUAAUUCGACACCGUCUGAACGGCCAUGCACCAGCUCAGGGUCACGUUUUAUUAUUUUUGUUUGGCCUUAGUCUUUAAUGCUACUAAAGAUUUUUCUGUAAUACACUUUAUUUUACAUCAAGUGGAGCAGCCCAUUUGGGGGAGGGGGGGGAGUGAAUGUAACUGUUUUUUGUCCUUGCAGUAUGUACAGUCUAUCCUGUGUAUAUUUGCAUUAUACAGAUAAAUCUGUUCAAGUUUAUAUAAAAAAGAAGAAUCUUAGCACAACAGAAGCUUUUUGUCCACAAGAAAAUGUGAAAAUGUUUUCCAAGCAGAGAACCUGAGUGGAGGAUUGUUGCAUAAUGUCGUGGGACUAGUUUUAAAGUGCUGAUUGCAUCAUGUUGCUCAGAAGGUUCUCACCCAUUCAGACUUCCCACAGAAACACCAUCUUCUCUAUCUGCUCGCUUUUAAUGUUUGUGUUCAGCUUUUUGUCCUGUCUGGUUAUGACUUGACAGGAAGUGGUUUCAUCUCACCGUGUUACCAGGUGCUGCAAAAUCGUCACGUAGAGGUGCAUUAUCGCUGUUGACUGUUCAGCCUGAAGGUUUUCUCAUUUUUUUGUGUGCCUGCGUCUCUUUUAGGAGGAGAUUGGUGAUGGGGAAAGUAUUGGUACUGUAUCUGAUUUUUAAUUAUUAUUUCUCUCUACUUUGCUGGACAGAGUGGAGGUUCUUGGACAGAUUUCCUUUCGCUGGUAUAUAGCUGUACUAAUCCAUACAACUAUUUUUUACACAGACAUUUAAUUUGCUCAGACUUUUUAUUAAUCUUUCUUUGAGAAUAAUACAGAUUAAAAGCACACAGGAGUAAUGCUGCUUUGAAUUAAACAUGUUAUGGAAAGUAGGGAGAAAAAAAAGGGAAGAAAAAUCAAAUGAAAAUACAGAAAUAAGGUGUUUAUAGUCAGAAAGCUUGGUUUUCCUUCCUUUUUUAUGUAGAAGUAAACUGCAAUGAAGAAAUUUUAAUCUUGAAUGGACUUUUGGGGAUGUUUUGACAUGCUACAACAGAUACCACUCUUUGUUUUGUGGGGUAUGUUUCCAAUUAGAGGUUAGAAUAAACAAUGACGAAAACAAUUUUAAAACAAGACAUGCCUAUAUCUCACAGGUUGUUUAUUUUUCUGUCUUAAAUCUACAUCAUAGGUGCAUCAUAACCAAAAACCAUGCACAAUAACCUGAUGUGCACCUCCCCAGCAAUGUAAUUAUAUGUCACACUGAUGCAGGCACAGGUGUAAAUGCUGGCAACCACGUCAGCCACUUGUGUACGCUACAUCAUAGUGUCUGCAUAGAUCCACUGCAGAAGAAUAACUUGAGUGUAAACCAGUGAGCUGUCUGCCUUUACCCAUAACAUCAUGUCUUCAAAGGAAUAGUUUGACUUUCCGAUGGCCUAAUAAUAGGGCAAGACUAAACAGUUGGCUUAGCUUAGCGCUAAUACAGGAAAGGGUAAAACAACCUGCCCAAUUUAAAAAA